GUCUUUUGCGCCUUGCAACCGGUUUGAUCAACCAAGGCGUUUUUUUUUUUUUUUUUUUUUUUUUCGAGUGAUCCACACAUUCUAACCUCGUUCAAAUAAGCGUCUUCCUGACUCGUGUUCCGCCGCAAUGGAGCCCACCAAUCCUCCCGCACCUGUACCUGCACCUGUACCUGCACCUGUACCACCCACUUCCCACGUCCCGGGCAAUUCGCAACCGCGGCCGCGGCCGCCUUACACCAAGAAGCGGCAGAAAGGCAGCAGCGAGGCGCAGGGAUCCCUGCAUAUACCCGGCAGCGGCACCAGCACAAGUAACUUGGAAGACGACUGUGACGGCGACGGCAGCGCGGCCGGAAGCCAGCCGCCGCCAAGCAAGAGCCAAAAGCGGCGCGGCAGGCACAACACGGCCUGCAAUUUCUGCCGCCACCGCAAGGCGCGCUGCAACAAUGAGCGCCCGCGUUGCGGCUUCUGCAGGGCAAACAACCAAGAAUGCGUCUAUGCCGAGGAGCUGGAGAGGCGGCAUCAGCAGACCAACGAUGACAGCACUGCCGAUAUAAUAUCCCGCUUGGAUGAGCUCAAGAGUCUACUUCUCGGCUCCACGGCAAUUGGGGCAGCAGCAGCCCAGCUGCCUCCGCCGCGGAACCCCCAGAUUCGCUGGUCCUCCGUCUCCGACCUCGACGGCGCCAACAGCCCGUCUGCAAACAGCAGCAACAGCCACCGCAGCCCGUCCGGCGCGACGCAUUCGACCACUCCCGGACCUGGCGACGGCCGGGGCCGAGUCAAGUUGGCCGAGGGCAAUUUCUUGUGGGCGUCGUGCGAGGCGAUACUCCGAUGGCCGGCGUUGCGGGACCUCUUACUCCCAGAGGAGCAAGCCAUCCGGUCGUUUGUGCUGGAUUCAGACCUGGAAUUUGACGAGGUUUUUCUGCUAAAGACGGACAGAGCUCAACCGCCGCUUCCAAAGUUUCAGAGCCCGUCGGACCCGGACAGUCGACGGCGCAACAUCAGCGAGGUUGAGAUUGUGCCGCUGGUGGAAAAGUUUUUGAUGGAGGUCCAUGUACGCAACCCAAUCCUGGAUGAGGAGGAGCUGAGAAGGCAUGCGAGGGACGUCGCCGAGAAUGGGAUGGGUUGGGAUGGGAAGACUUGCUUGGUGCUGAUCGCAUGCGCCCUCGCCUGUCUCUGGGCUGGAUGGCAUCCACCACCACCCCCCGGCAGCGUCACAGCUCCGUAUUACCGGGAAAGAGAAGACUUGCAAGGCGCAGCGGCAUUCUACUUUGAGGCCAAGAAGCGGUUUGGUUUUCUUCAAAUGAACAUUCUGGACCUUCAAUGCCUGCACCUGGCCAACAUGUUUGAGAAGUGCUCCUUUAGGCCACUGAGGGCGUUCAACUUGGUGCAGGAAGCAAGCCACCGGCUUCAGGUUCACCUGCAGAGGAAGGCGUGGCGAGGGGACGCCGUCGCCAAGACACCAGAGGCCCAGAGGGCAAGCAUGUUGGAGCAGAGGCUUUUCUGGUCAACAGUCAGGCUAACAAUGGAAUGCCUGAGCGAGAUACCACUCCAGACCACCGGCAUCGAACAAAUGGAGUACCCCGCCUACCUCCCCCAGCUAGACGGCUCCAUCGCCAUGUCGGAAAACUUCGAGAGGAGCUGGUACUGGUUCCUAUCCGAAAUCUCUUGGCGGCGCAUGAUGUCCAACGCAGCGCAGGCGCUCUACUCGGAGCACCACGCCGAGGACUGGUGGAUAGAAAACGUCGACGUGCUCAUGCGCAACUUUGACGAGUGCGAAAAGCAGCGCGUCGCCUCGAUCAAAUCCCUCCCCGAGCACAUCAAGGCCGAGAUGAGGGACCCGAACCGACGCUUCGUGCGCGAGGCCACCACGCUCAUGACGGCCCGGCUCGACAUGUGGUUCUUUGUCAUCUCCAACCCGCUCGUCUACUUUGUCCUGCACAGCCCCGCGGGCUACGUCAUCCCGCGAGCCGCCCUCGACGUCGCGCGCCGCUGCCUCGCCGUCGGCGGCGGCUACAUCCGCGACGUCUGGUUCCACCAGCGCCACGGCGGCUCCUGGCCCAUGGGCCGCCGCAUGUUCAGCAUCUGCCUGACCAUCCUGGCCUGCGCGGCCGCCGCCGGGGGAGCGCCCGAGCAGCAGCGCGGGAUCCGGCCGCCAGAGGACUGGGUCGUGCUGUGCCUCAUGUCGCACAACAGCCUGGCGCGCUGGGCACGCGAGUCCGAGGAGCGUUGGCGCAUGUGCGUCCUGCUGAGGCGCAUGACCACCGACGUGUGCGCGAGGCUGGGGAUGCCGCCGCCCGGGGGUUGGGCUGGUGACGACGGGGGAGUGAGGCAUUCUAUGGAUGCGGCGAGGGAGCCGCAGUCACCAUGGAGGGUUGUCAUUGGUGUAUGAUUCGGAUCGGCAACCACGUGCCCUGUAUUACCUACUUUGUACGUUUCGACUACCUUGCUUGCUGACACCCGGGAGCUCACAGCUUCGUAAACGCAGAUGUGACGCCUGGAUCAUACAGCCCCGUCUCGGCGAGGUACGUCUCCCAGUGCUCAAUCAUCUUUUCCAGCAACUCCGGCUCCGACUCCGCAGCAUCGUGAAGCUCCCCUGGGUCCCGCUCGACGUUGUACAGUUCCCACUUCUCCUUUCCUCUCGGCUCCGUCAUCCACACUGCUUUCCACGGUCCCUGUCGAAUCGCCCGCUGUCCAAACAACUCCCACCCGGUGAUGUGCUGCUCCUCGUCGUGGAAGCUGCCCGUCGCACCUGAAAGGUGCGGCACCCACGAGGAACCCCUUACCGGCACGACCUCUCGGCUGCGGAACGUCUUUUCGGGCAGGGGGACGCCCGCCAGCUCGCACAGUGUUGGAAAGAUAUCCAUGACGGUAGCGAACGAGUCCGUCGUGGGGGUCGGCUGCGAUUUUUCUCUGCUCUGCGCCUGCCCCCGGCCGGAUCCUGGGUACCGCACGAUACAGGGACAGCGGAUGCCGCCUCCUGUAAUCCACGUUUUGAACCCUCUGCUCGGCGCCAUGCUCGCGCAAGCCCAUUCUGGGCCGUACCAAAUGUAGCUGUCCUUGUUGCCCAUGUUUUCCAGCCGGUUAUCGUAAUACGUGUCCAGGAUCUGCGCAAAGCUCUUCCCCCCACCCAUCAUCGGCAGCGCCUCGAGCAUCGCGCCCUCGGCCCCGUUGUCGCUCAUGAACAAAACAAACGUAUUGUCCAAUUCGCCAUCGGCCUCGAGCUGGUCGAGCACCGUUCCGAUGGCCGCGUCCAUGCCGUCGACCAUGGCAGCAUACACUUCCAUCUUUUUGGCAGAUUCGGCCUUUUCCUGCGCCGACAACUCGUCCCAAACCCGGAUCUUGCGGCCGACCAUCGGCGCCGGUUCCGUUCCGGCCUUGACGAUCCCCAACUCGACCAACCUCUCGAGCCUCCGGGCCCGCAGCGCGCUCGGUCCGUCGUCGUAGACGCCCUUGUACUUGGCGACCAGGUCGGCCGGCGCCUGCAGGGGCCAGUGCGGGGCCGUGAAGGGCAGAUAGGCAAAGAAUGGCCUGUCGGACCCGGCGCGCUCUCGGAGGUACUGGGCCAUCUUGUUGCCGUAAAAGGUGGACGAGUAGAAAUCUUUGGGGAGGUCCUUGGUUCUGUCAAGGAACCGAUCGUCCUCCAUCCAGAAUUUCGCCUGACUAAUCACGUCCCCAAGCCCGUGGGCGGGAUCCUCUAGCUGCGGCUCGAAAUUGUAAUGGUUGUGGCAGCCGGAGAGAAAGACAUGAGAUCUUUCAAAACCACGUGCGUGAGGCGAGGUCUCGCGAGUCAGACCGAGAUGCCUGUAGAAAGCCGCGUGAGCAAACAAAAGGUCAUGCAUUAACGAUGCAAGCAUAUCCAUCCAAGGACGAAAGCCCUCAAAACUCACCACUUGCCCGUCAUCAAGGUCUGGUACCCGGCAUCCUGAAAAACUUCCGAGAGCGCAGCGACUCGGAAAUUCAAAUAACCUUCGUAGCCCGGCUUGUCCCUGUACAGGUCCGCGUGGGCGCGCAUGUUCUCAGCCAUCUGGCCCAGGCCGGCGAUGUGGUUGUCGGUGCCGGAGAAGAGCAUGGAUCGCGUCGGCGAGCAGGCCGAAGCCGUGUGGAAGUUGGUCAACAGCCGUCCAUUGCCGUCGGAGACGAGCCGUGCCAGGUUUGGCGUGUUGAUCUCGCCGCCGAAUGGGCUCGUGUCGCUGUAGCCCAGAUCGUCUGCGACGAUUAUGAGAAAUUUUGGUCUUUUGGUGGCCGGGGAGGACAUUUGUGUUGUCUGGCGAGUUGCUGCUGGUGGUAUAUCAAAGGUGGAUGAGCCGAUGGACCAGCUACCUUGGGAUUCGUUGAUGACGAUUCGACCCCGCUUUGUUGGGGCGCCCAUUUACCAUGGGUAGCGCCAUCUCGGCUAUAGCUAUAGCGCGUUGCAGCGUCUUUACCGUGCUCCCACCGCUGACUCAGCGCUUGCUCGCAUGUGAAACCAAGAUCUAUCUGAUCUAAUGCGACAAAUAAUUACGAUACCACGAGUCGCC
This is a messenger RNA of Pyricularia oryzae 70-15, 4517 nucleotides long. RefSeq lists its product as uncharacterized. Gene Ontology annotation, molecular function: DNA-binding transcription factor activity, RNA polymerase II-specific; zinc ion binding. The transcript is spliced from 4 exons. The record is from RefSeq and is a predicted model, not a curated record. The coding region runs from base 128 to 2389 and encodes 753 amino acids. Lineage: Eukaryota; Fungi; Ascomycota; Sordariomycetes; Magnaporthales; Pyriculariaceae. Gene Ontology annotation, biological process: regulation of DNA-templated transcription.